Messenger RNA from Ornithodoros turicata, 1383 nucleotides. Its product is annotated as leukocyte elastase inhibitor-like. The record is from RefSeq and is a predicted model, not a curated record. The transcript has 4 exons. The coding region runs from base 78 to 1259 and encodes 393 amino acids. Lineage: Eukaryota; Metazoa; Arthropoda; Arachnida; Ixodida; Argasidae. Gene Ontology annotation, molecular function: serine-type endopeptidase inhibitor activity.
AAAGACACGAGAACCAUGCACAGCAGAGGCUAGGGAGAACGAAACUUGGAUCCGUCGUGCAGACGAGUACGCUGAUUAUGAGUCACCCGGAGCCCACGCAGGAUGCUUCCGAACCAUCUUCGACGAUGCAGUCCAGCGAUGCUGUUCAUCAGAUGAAUCAAAUGGGCUACCGCUGCGUGCAAUUUCUCCCAAACGACAGGAACAUCGUCGUGUCGCCAUACACUAUCGCAAAUAUGCUAGUUUUACUACAUAAGGGAUCGGCCGGUGACACAAGGGCGAUGCUGGAGAAGGCAACCAAUUGCGGCAAUCUGGACAGGGAUCUCAGCCCCAUCUUCCGUCGUCUGUCUGCAGAGCUGUUUAACGAUCCAGAGGGCACACACGACUUCGACCUUGCCACUGUUGUCAUGGUUGGGUGUGAAUGCGUGACAACACCGGAAGUCUCCAGCUACCUCGUGGAAAACUUGAAUGGACGAACGGAAUGCGUCCCGAAAGAAAAUUUCCGUGAAAAGGCCAGCGAGCGGCUUCGACUCUGGGCACGGCACGCGACAAGAGGCGAGGUUGACCGCAUCAUCGAUGUGGAAUGUGGUCCCGAUGAACCUGUCGUGGUGGCUUCUGCGCUCAACUUUCGUGGUCGCCAUUGCGCACGGUCCAGCCCUAGGCGUACUCUGGUGCAGCCCUUCCGCAACUUCCAGGGGGACAUCAACCCGGUGGCCAUGAUGACGACACGCGGAGUCUACAACUAUGUGUAUUUACGAGAACUACGUGCUCAAGCGGUACGGGUCUCUUACGAUGCCGACUUAUCCAUGUUGUUCCUGCUUCCUUCGCAACCGCGACAAAUUUUGCAACUGGAGAAGGAUGUAAACCCUCAGAAGCUCAACUGGCUCUUGGGACAGAUGCGCGGCAUGGUUGUUGACCUCAGUCUGCCCCGUUUCUCUGUGGAACAGCUAACGAGUCUCAAACUGUUCUUCAUCGGCCUUGGGUUAGGUGACCUGUUCAAGAAAAUUCCUCAGGGGCACGACUUCCGUGGCUUACAUGGUUGUCCUUCUCUGCCCGUGGGAAAUGCUUUCCAAUUAGUACGUGUGCUUGUGGAUGAGAACGGCAUCGGGUACAACCUGGGCGAUUGCGUCUUUCAUUGCCGCAACUUACUCGGAGUCCGCAGGCCUCCUGUGGAAUUCCACGCUGCACAUCCUUUCCUUUUCUACGUCAUCGACUCGACUAGUGAAGCAGCCCUUAUUGUGGGCCGCGUCCUUCGUCUAUGAGGAGUACGCCUUGGCUUGCUAGUGGAAUCUGCACUAUGUGAGAACAGUGGUGCAAUACUGACAGCUUUUCAGUUCUACAUCGUUCUCUAUGCCACUUCACAAUAAAUGUAUUUUACUCACAUGG